AUGAGGCAACAAGGGAGCCCCUUGGACUUGAACAACCUGCCGGAGGAGUACGGCAAGCAAGCCGUGGAGAGCUCAGCGACCACCGCCGCAUCCAGCGCCGCCGCCGCCCCCGACGCAACCAGGACAAAGAAGAAGAGCAUCGGAGGGAAGGAUGAGGCCGGCAAGGUGUACCAGUGCAGGUUCUGCUCCCUCAAGUUCGGCAAAUCCCAAGCCCUGGGAGGCCACAUGAACCGCCAUCGCCAAGAGAGGGAGACCGAGACCCUCAACCGAGCCCGGCAGCUCGUCUUCGGCAACGACACCCUCUCCGCCGUCGGCGCACAGAUGAGUUUCAGGGAUGUGAACAUGGGAGGCAGUGCUCCAUCGGCCAUGCUGGGAGGAGGAUUCAGGGGAGGCUUCACCGGCAGCGGCGGCGGGGUCGUCGGAGACCCGAGCCACCACCCGUUCCGGCCGGUGCACCCGCGGGUGUCGCCGCAGACACCGCCGUCGUACCACUACCUCUACAGCACGACGCCGUCCGCGUUGAACCCCAUGAGCUACCCGGCGACGUACCCUGCUCCUCCCCGCCAGCAGCCCGCCUCCGUCGGCGACUACGUCAUCGGCCACGCCGUUUCCCCCGGCGACGCAAUGAUACAGCAGCAGCAGCAGCAGCGACGCGCUGCCGGCUUCUCCUCCUGCUUCGGCGCUCCACUCUCCGCGCCGCCGUCGACGGCGCCGGCGAACGUGCAGGCAGACCACAACUACAGCUUCGGGUGCGGCGGCCACACCAGAAAUAUGAAUGCCUCCUCCUGA
Messenger RNA from Triticum turgidum subsp. durum (durum wheat), 789 nucleotides. Lineage: Eukaryota; Viridiplantae; Streptophyta; Magnoliopsida; Poales; Poaceae. The record is from the annotation of a GenBank genome assembly.